UAAUAUCUGCGGGGGGGGCAGACCUCACACGAAGCAACAGAGCCCUCUUAGUAAAUACAAGACGUCUGCUUACUCAGGUUUAAAUUAGGAUUAUGUUCAUGGACGCGCUCUGAAGAAAACCCUAAUGGAAGUCGUGUGAGGCUGAGAAAGGGGGGAGGAGACAUAGAAGAAAUUAGUGGGAGGGAGGAGAGACAGCAAACGAGAGAAACGAGAAACAGGUUGGGAAGGAGACGACUGACGCUUUGCUGUGUGGAACCAGUGGUUUUCUCUCACUUUACUUUUUUUCCUGCAUUUUUCUAACUGGCCCAGUGAGGACGUCCCAGCAGACAGACAGCUUCCCAUAGAGAUCCCCUGGGAGUGGACGAGAAAGUGCCCUGAGGUCGGGGGGGAAAACAGUUCCUCGCCAUUGCCAUGUCUGCUCCUGGUUACCCAGACUCCUACAACCAGCCACCCUAUCCCAUGCCUCAGCAAGGCGGCCAAUCCGUUGCCCCGUAUCCUGUUUCUCAGGGAGGGUAUGGAGAUCCGGGUCAAGCUCCUCCCCCGGGCUUCAAUAUGGGCUACAACCAAGGCCCGCCUCCAGUCAUGUACCAGCCAGGACCAGUCGUCACAGCUCCAGGGCCAGAGUAUGGAGGACCUCCCCAAGCCAUCUCCCCGGCCCCGGUCCCUGGGCAAGCUGCAGCUCCAGUCGGGGUUCCUCCGGGGCUCGAGUACCUCACACAGAUCGAUCAAAUCCUGAUUCAUCAAAAAGUGGAACUCCUGGAAGCUUUCAUCGGGUUCGAGACCAACAACCAGUACGAGAUAAAGAACAGCCUGGGCCAGAAGAUCUACAAGGCCAAGGAGAAGAACGACUGCUGCACCAGGAACUGCUGCGGCUCGCUGCGCAGCUUCGACAUGAAGAUCAAGGACACCCUGGACCGGGAGGUGAUCCGCCUGGUCCGGCCAUUCCGCUGCGUCUCCUGCUGGUGUCCCUGCUGUCUGCAAGAGAUGGAGGUCCAGGCACCGCCCGGCACCACCAUAGGCUACGUGAAGCAGCUCUGGCACCCUUUCCUGCCUCGGUUCUCCAUCCAGGGAGCGAACAAGGAGUCGCUGCUGGUACUGGAAGGGCCCUGCUUCGCCUGCAACUGCUGUGGGGACGUCAACUUUGAGCUGAAGGGGAAAGAUGGAGGCAAGCCCAUCGGUCGCAUCAGCAAGCAGUGGAGCGGUCUCCUGAAAGAGGUCUUCACCGACACGGACAACUUUGGCAUCCAGUUCCCGCUGGACUUGGACGUGAAGAUGAAAGCCGUGCUCAUGGGAGCCUGCUUCCUCAUCGAUUUCAUGUUUUUCGAGAAGGUCGGCGAGGCCAACCAGCGCAGCAGCGUGUUUUCAUAACAGAGGAGAAGGAAAGGACGGGGAAAUGACAGCAUGGGAGGAAGGACUUUAUCCAGUUAUGCAUGCUCUGUUUAUGUACUUUUUCUUAUAUCUUUUUUAAUCUUCACAAGAUUCCAGCCAAUACGGAGCUAACACCACAUGUUCAGACCAAUAUGAGCUAAUGAACCCGUGAUUCCAGAACCUCUGUCGCCAUGUUGCCUUACACUCCAUGUCAAAAGAAACCAACUUAACCUCCAUGUGUUUUUCAGUGCCUACUAAAAAGAGAAAAUGAGUAAAUAUGUACACACAGGAGAUUUUGAAUUUCUCUAUAUUGCA
This is a messenger RNA of Pleuronectes platessa (European plaice), 1683 nucleotides long. Its product is annotated as phospholipid scramblase 2. Gene Ontology annotation, biological process: plasma membrane phospholipid scrambling. Gene Ontology annotation, molecular function: phospholipid scramblase activity. Gene Ontology annotation, cellular component: plasma membrane. The record is from RefSeq and is a predicted model, not a curated record. NCBI's taxonomy places the organism in Eukaryota, Metazoa, Chordata, Actinopteri, Pleuronectiformes, Pleuronectidae. The transcript is spliced from 8 exons. The coding region runs from base 412 to 1368 and encodes 318 amino acids.